AUGCUCAACGUUACAGCAGUAGUUUUCCUCUGUGGGCUUGCCCUCAUUAGUGCCGCGAAUUCUAGAGAAGAAGAUGUCCUGCCGGAGCUACAGCACCUUAACCAACUUAGUCCCAUGGCCUUGGAGUUUGCUGAGCGUUUUCAGGACUUGAAGCCCAGUGAGGAGGAAACGAUAAGUGAAGAGGAUCAGCUGUGCCUGGAUGAUUUGGCUGCUUUAACGGCGGGACUUCAAAGAUUCCAAAUGUGGGCAUUGAAAAUGAUGGAUUCCUGGGGCUCCACUCCCUCGGGUCAACUAACUGGCAACUUGUACGACCUGGGAAACUUCGACGAGUGUCUCAAUAUUCGAAAGGAAAUCAGUAAGGAGGGAAGUCCAAACCGAACUAUUCAAGGAAAAUACUGCUUUCGCUCAGUGUAUCUAGCCAAAAGUGCGACUUGCAUACCCGCGUCCUGUUCGGCGGUUCAUAUGAAAAAGUAUAUGGGUCUUUCGACCCGAACGGGGACUCCCAGCACAAGUAUCACCAUCAACGAUAGCACCUGCCAGACGAGUGAACGUGAACCCUGGGAUGGACUCACCAUUUUUAUGAUCGUGAUCUUAUCGGUUUUGGCUACCCUAGUGGCUUUGUUUACACUGUGGGACUACUUUUUGGUCAAGAAUCAGGAUGAGCUACCUGCCUACGUGAAGGUCUUCUCAGCCAGGGUCAGUUCUCGAGCUCUUUUCCGGGUUGUGGAGAACAAAUCGAACCCGAAUGUGAUCGACUGUCUUCAUGGAAUUCGAUGCAUGUCUCUCAUUUGGGUGGUCUUUGGCCAUCAAUACAUAUCAUCUCUCACAUCGGCCAGUAUAAAUCUCUUUCACAUUGCUGCGUGGGAAACGACGCCCUUUGCCAGUUUCAUUCUGAAUGGCUUUUACUCGGUGGACUCGUUUUUUAUGCUCGGCGGACUGUUGGUAUCUUUGAUUACCUUGCGUUUAAUGGAUAAAACUAAGGGCAAACUAAAUGUGCCCAUGAUGUAUCUGCAUCGCAUAAUCCGCAUAGUGCCCCUUUUGGGGAUGGCCAUUUUGAUCUACAUGACACUUAUGCCCGUUAUAUCGGGUGGACCACUUUUUGUGGGUGGCUUCGCUGGAAAGGCAAACUGUGAGAAAAAUUGGUAUUUGACUUUGCUGUUUGUGAAUAAUUGGACAGAUGAUCUGUGCCUUGGCCACACUUGGUAUCUCUCGCUGGACAUGCAGCUCUUCCUCAUCUCACCCAUUCUAUUGAUAACGCUGCAUAAAUGGGGCAAGAAGGUUGCUGCAGCUAUAUUUGUCCUGAUAAUCCUGCUCUCCGGUUGCCUCUUUGCCACCAUGAUGGUCAACGACUACUCAAUGACGUACAAGAAUUUCUCCCCCGAUGCCAUGAGGGCCAUGUACUUUGCCACCCACACGCAUGCGACGCCUUGGUUGAUUGGAUUUCUUUUCGGUUACUUUUUGUAUGUAACUAAGGGAAAGAAGUUUCUGUUGAACCAAGUGGCCGUUUGGUCUGGAUGGAUUCUCUGCCUGGCGAUGCUCUUCACAUCGAUCUUUGCUCUAUAUCCGGCGGCUCAGAAGGGAGCUCCUCCGUUGACCACUUUGCAGAACUCCUUCUACUAUACACUCACCCGAUUGGGCUGGUCGUCGGCCCUUUGCUGGGUGGUCUUUGCCUGCAUGCAAGGAUAUGGGGGUCUGGCCAACAGUUUCCUCUCCACCCCGCUGUGGCAACCGCUUUCGAGGCUUUCGUAUUCCGUCUACAUAUGGCACAUGUUCAUCCAGGAGGUCAACGCGCGAAAUGUCAGGACGAAUUCAUACUUCUCGGAUUACUCAAUCAUGGUUAACUUCUGGUCGUCCUUUGGCUUCACCCUACUGUUUUCCUACAUAAUGUACCUUCUUAUCGAGGCUCCUUUUGGUGCACUUGACCAAUUCAUGCGGCCAAAAACGAAAAAUCCUCCUGUCGUCCAACAGAAAUCACAGAUAGAUGAUAACGCACCUAGUAAUCUAGAAGAACUUCAAGUAAUAACUCCAACACCUGGUGAAAAUGAGGCCCAAAAGUGA
Molecule: messenger RNA, 2058 nt
Organism: Drosophila takahashii
Lineage: Eukaryota; Metazoa; Arthropoda; Insecta; Diptera; Drosophilidae
Product: nose resistant to fluoxetine protein 6-like
Molecular function (GO): acyltransferase activity, transferring groups other than amino-acyl groups
Source: RefSeq, a predicted model, not a curated record